AUGUUUAUUGUCGUCUGUUUUCAUGCUUAUGUUUUCUUGAUUAGUGGACUUAUUAUUAAUUUUUUACAAUUAUGUUCAUGUGUUAUAUGGCCAUUUAAUAAAGAACUUUAUAGAAAAGUUAACUGCUAUUUAGCAUUGGGUAUAUGGAGUCAAUUUACUUUCUUUGCCCAAUGGUGGUCAAACAGCAAUUGUGUGCUGUAUAUAAAUCCUGAAGAUCUUGAAAGAGUUCGUAAGGAACAUGCUAUUGUUAUAAUGAAUCAUAAAUAUGACAUUGAUUGGCUUGCUGGUUGGGUUAUUUGUCAACGUUUGGGUAUAAUGCAGGGAUCAAAAAUAGUUGGUAAACAAUCACUUAAAUUAGUUCCUAUUGUUGGGUGGUGUUGGAUAUUUACUGAAUCAAUAUUUUUACGACGUGUAUGGGAAAGUGAUCGUGAAACAUUGGUUAAAGAUUUACGAAAAGUACUUGCUAAUUAUCCAAAAAAUUAUUUUUUUAAUUUUUUACUAUUCUGUGAAGGUACACGAUUUACCGAAAAAAAAAGAUCAACAAGUAUGAAAAUUGCAAAGGAAAAAGGAUUGCCAGAACUUAAACAUCAUAUUCUUCCUCGUACAAAAGGUUUUACUUUAUUAUUACAAGGAGCAGAAAAUCGAAUUACAGCUAUAUACGAUUUAACAGUUGGUUUUAAAGAAAAUGGAGCUGAACCAACACUUCUUAGCAUAUUAAAAGGACGUUCAUGUCAAGCAGAAAUAUUUGUGAAACGUAUUCCAGUUUCGAAAAUCCCACAAGAUACCGAAGGAUGUAAUAAUUGGGUUCAUGAAUUAUAUCAAGAAAAAGAUAAAAUAUAUGAUUAUUUUGUUAAUCAUGGUACAUUUGAAGGAAACGGUUUACCACGAAUUGAAAUUCAACGUAAUUAUAAUGAUUUAUUGAUUGAAAUUGCUUGGAUAUUAAUUAUUGGUGUACCAUCAUUAAUAUAUUUAUUUAAAUUUCUUUGGACAAGUUCAUUUUUGGUACAAUUAGUUUUUGCUGCGUUGAUUUGUAUUGCAACAAUUGGAGUUCGAGCUAUGAUAGCAGUUACAGAAACAAAACGCGGUUCACAUUAUGGUGAAACACAUAAAGAAAAAUAA
Molecule: messenger RNA, 1119 nt
Organism: Rotaria sp. Silwood2
Lineage: Eukaryota; Metazoa; Rotifera; Eurotatoria; Philodinida; Philodinidae
Source: the annotation of a GenBank genome assembly